Messenger RNA from Maylandia zebra (zebra mbuna), 4871 nucleotides. RefSeq names its product brevican core protein. Gene Ontology annotation, cellular component: synapse; perineuronal net. Gene Ontology annotation, molecular function: hyaluronic acid binding. Gene Ontology annotation, biological process: positive regulation of neuroblast proliferation; skeletal system development; cell adhesion. The record is from RefSeq and is a predicted model, not a curated record. NCBI's taxonomy places the organism in Eukaryota, Metazoa, Chordata, Actinopteri, Cichliformes, Cichlidae.
GCCAUCUCCAUCCCGAUUGUUGGGUGAAAAAGUGGGCAGUUCAGGGUUUCAUAUCUGGCGUCACUUUCUCCCAACUCCCUCUUUUCUCCCCGAGCCUCUGAGUGUGCCGGUCCCAGCCACCGUUUACCUGCGCAGAGCAUCCAGAGCCGCUUUUCCCGUGACAGGACAGUCGCACUGCAGCACGCUGACAGGCGCUCACGGAAAAUACUCUUUACAGCAAAGAAGUGCAACCUGCAUCAGCUGAGAUGCUGCUGAGAGUCAUCCGACAUGUGCAGAUACUUCCACUUCUUUAUGCAGUCUGCCAUCUCACACUGGCCUUUCCCACCCAAACUCUACGGUACACAUACGAUGAGGUGGAGCAGCUCCACGUGAGCAUCCCCCACUCAGGACCAGUUGUUGCUCCACUGAGCAGCUCCAUUUCCAUCCCUUGUGUGGUGUCUCUGUCCCCCAUCUCCAACUCCACCUCCGCGACGCCUGUUGUACCGAGGGUCAAGUGGUCAGUCAUAUCAAGGGGGGUUGAAACGCAGAUCUUAGUGGUACGGGGUCACAAGGUGAAGGUCAAUGAAGCGUACCGAGACCGAGCGGCGUUGCUCAACUACACCUCCUUCCCUGAUGAUGCGUCACUUUGGUUGGGAGAUCUGCGCUCCAGCGACUCGGCUCACUACCGCUGCGAGGUGCAGCAGGGCCUGGAGGACGCCAGUGACCUCGUGGAGCUCAAGGUCAAAGGUGUUGUGUUCCACUACAGAGAUGCUUUGGGUCGGUAUGCCUUCACCUUCCAUCAGGCCCAGAGGGCUUGUGAGGCCAUCGGGGCACGAAUCGCCACCGCCGACCAGCUGCUUGCAUCUUAUUACGACGGAUAUGAGCAGUGUGACGCGGGCUGGCUCGCAGACCAGUCUGUCAGGUAUCCAAUCCAAGUGCCUCGUGAAGGCUGCUAUGGAGACAUGGAUGGGCAACCAGGAGUGAGAAACUAUGGGACAAUGGAUCCAGAUGAUCUGUUCGAUGUUUAUUGUUAUGUAGACGAAAUUAAUGGGGAGGUUUUCCAUGACUUCAUCCCACAGCAAUUAACAUUUAAUGAAGCGCAGUCGUACUGCAGAGCUGCAGGGGCAGAGCUGGCUACAACAGCACAGCUUUACUUGGCUUGGAGUGAAGGACUGGACCAUUGCAGCCCUGGCUGGCUGUCUGAUGGCAGCGUACGGUACCCCAUCAUAACCCCAAGGGAACGCUGUGGGGGUGCUCUGCCUGGCGUCAAAACUCUCUACCAAUUCAGCAACCAGACUGGCUUCCCAGAGCCAUCCAGCCUUCAUGAUGUUUACUGUUUCAAAGAAAACAGAAAUGCUUCCACUGACUCUCCGAUGGACUAUGUGGGCACAGAACCUGAAGACAUUGAACACAAUGUUGUUAUUCUUACGGAAAAAUAUCAAGAAAUUCAGUUGAACCAACUAGCAGAACAGGUGGAGCGAGAGGCCCAGAGCAUGCUUGAAUCAUUGCCUUAUUUUACUGUCUCUGUAACUACAGAAAGCCCGGUUGAUACACACCCAAUGCUGAUAUCAGACACAACAGAGUCUCCCCUCCACACAACGCCUGCACUACACGAGCCGCUCGACCAAACUUUAUCUCCCACAGAAAUGAGCUACGAUUCCCAGCAUCCUACAGCACUGAUGAGCAGCACUAUCACAGAAACCCACAAUUCAGCAGAGAACACAUCAUUUCUGCCCACUGAUUACAAUGAAACAUAUUCCAGCCAGAACUCGAGUCUCACCUUUCAGCAGUCUGAAAGACCCACAUUUGAGCCUGAGAUGCAGAACCAGACAGAGCCAGACACAAAUAUUGAAGUAAACACAGAGCCAUCUGGAACUCUGAAUGAGACCAAAGAAGUACAACAGACCACCCUGUCUUUUAACAAAUCAGAACCCAACUACAGUGAGACCGACAGCAACCGUACUAAAGAGGACAGUUUAUUGGAGGCUACUACUUUAACCCUUAACCCCAUGGUUGAAGUGGAGCUGGAGGAGACCCGUGUAGACUCUGAGCAGAUGUUUCCCCCAACUGAGGCCUCAAAAGAAGAAGAAGAAGAGGCAACACUUCUUACACAAUUAUCCCAAACUACUGAAUCUACUCCGGAGGUGCUAACCUCAGUGUGGGCUCCUUUGGAUGGUUCUGGAGAUAUUUCUGAAGAAAGCAAACUCGAUAUGAGUCCAGCCAGUUUCAUCUCCACAUCAGAUUCCUCAACUUCUGGCUUCACCACUCACCCGUCUCCCAUUGCUUCUGCCAGCAGCACCCAUGCUGAACCUCAGACAGUGGUUCCACAUUUGACAGCCUCAUCUCAGUCACCCCUUUCUGACAAACUGGGCUUGGAUAUUCUUUCUACAGCCUCACAGCUGUGGGAGUCCCCCAACUCUAAACAGGAGGGAAGUGCAAGCUUAGAAAUUGAAGACACGCUCAGUUUGGAAAAUGAGGAUAAAAUGCUGCCCACAUCAAAAUCUGAAGACCUGCAAGUGUCUGGAGCAAGUUCAGUUACCACUCGCUCUCCAGACGUCUCAAACACUUCUCACUCAUCCACCAGUUCGCCCACAGCACUAUAUCUAACAUCAGGCUACAGAAUGUAUUUGGAUACUGUGACCGAUACUUAUGAAGAAGCAAGUGGUCAUGUACCUGAUACACUUAGGACCACCCUUCAAGAAGACAUAAAAUUUGCUCCAACCUUUGAAGGUGAAGUGUCUUUAACUCUUGAAGAGGAAGCCAACAUUUCCGUUUCUCUGGAAAAAGAAAUAAAAAUUUCCCCAACCCUUGCUCUUCAAAAAGAAGCAAAUUUUUCUUUAAAUUUUGAAGAAGAGAACAUUGUUUCUCUAACGGUUGAUUUUGAAGAAAAUGUUUCCUCAGCCCAUGAAAGUAAUGCUGUCCCAACUGCUGUUUUUAAAGAUGAAGAAGCUAAUAUUACGCCUACCUUUGAGUAUGAAGAAAAGAUAAAUGCUUCUUUAACCCUUAAAGAGGAAGCUGAUGUUCUCCCAACUAUUGUCCUUGAAAAAGAACCUAAUCUUUCCUCAAACAUGAGCUUGCAAGAAAAGGCUAACACUUCCUCAGCUCUUGAAAAAGAAGCCAAUAUUUCUCCUACCUUUGAGUAUGAAGAAAAAGCCAACACCUCUUCAACCCUUGAAGAAGAAGCUAAUGGUUCUACUACCUUUGAGUAUGAAGAAAAGGCUAACACGUCCUCAGCUCGAGUCUUUGAACAAGCUAAUGUUGCUCCUUCCUUUGAGUAUGAAGAAAAGGCUAACACGUCCUCAGCUCGAGUCUUUGAACAAGCUAAUGUUGCUCCUUCCUUUGAGUAUGAAGAAAAGGCUAACACGUCCUCAGCUCGAGUCUUUGAGCAAGCUAAUGUUGCUCCUUCCUUUGAGUAUGAAGAAAAGGCUAACAUGUCCUCAGCUCGAGUCUUUGAACAAGCUAAUGUUGCUCCUUCCUUUGAGUAUGAAGAAAAGGCUAACACUUCUUCAACCCAUGUCUAUGAACAAGCUAAUGUUAGCACAGCUCUUUUUACUGAGAAAGAAGCUGAUGUUUCCUCAGCCCUAGAAGAAGAUAGUGAUUUUUCCCAAACUGUUGUGCUUGAUGAAGACGAAGCCAACGUUAUCCCAAUCCGUGUCUUUGAAGAAGAGGCUACUGUUGCCCCGACCCUCGAAGAUGAAACUAAUGUUUCCCCGACAUCUCAAGAGAAAACUGAUGCCUCUGAGGACUUCGCCAUCUUUCCUUCCAGUUCUCAAACAUCCAAGUGGGAUCUGUUGACCAGCACAACUCAACCCCAAGAAUCUCGCAAUGAGUACAGCCAAAAAACCUCCACAGCAGCUUCAAGUUCUUCUCGAGGUACAAAGCCCACAAAGACGACCACUGUCGCCACCACAACCACAACCGCAGCUACCACCACCACCACCACACACCGGUCCAGACACACCUGGAGCCCAACCACCACCACCCCCAAAAUGUUGAUACCACCAGUGGGUCACGCUCUGGAAGAUGUUGACAUUACUUUCACCCAGCCGCCAACUCUGCUUAUCAUGCCCAAUGAGAGGGCAGCCGUAGGCGGUACUGGGAAAUCUUCAGAUGCCUGUUUGCUCAACCCCUGUCUUAACGGAGGCACCUGCACGGACAGAGGUGGUCACAUUAAAUGCCUCUGUUUGCCGACGUAUGAAGGAAACUUCUGUCAGGCCGACCGGGAGCGAUGUGAACCGGGCUGGGAUAAAUUUCACGGUUUCUGCUAUCGACACUUCAGCCAGCGUCUGAGCUGGGAGGCUGCAGAGCAGCAUUGCCGCAUGAUGGGAGCUCACCUGGUGUCCAUAAUAACCCCUGAAGAACAGGCUUACAUCAACAACAACUACAAGGAAUACCAGUGGACCGGUCUGAAUGACAAGACCAUUGAGGAUGAUUUCCACUGGUCUGAUGGGAACCCACUGCUUUAUGAGAAUUGGUACAGGGGUCAGCCAGACAGCUACUUUCUCUCCGGAGAGGACUGUGUGGUGAUGGUGUGGCACGAUAACGGACGCUGGAGCGAUGUGCCCUGCAACUAUCACCUUUCAUACACCUGCAAGAAAGGCACCUCCUCCUGUGGACCACCACCAAGGGUCAGAAAUGCCUCCAUAUAUGGAAAAGCUCGACAGACUUACGAGACCAACGCCGUGGUGCGCUAUCGAUGCGCAGAGGGCUUCCAGCAGAGGUUUAACCCCCUGAUCAGGUGUCUGUCUGGAGGGUACUGGGAGAGGCCGCAGAUCCUCUGCUUGACUGAAGAUGGGGGCCUGCUGUCAACAACCGACAACGAUUUUGCUGCAGCCGAAGAUGAUUUUGAGGCCACUAAAGCGACGCUGCAGUACUGGGACAUCAGGUUCUAA